Messenger RNA from Crotalus tigris (Tiger rattlesnake), 1491 nucleotides. Its product is annotated as transmembrane protein 17B-like. Gene Ontology annotation, biological process: non-motile cilium assembly. Bases 152 to 799 code for a protein of 215 amino acids. The record is from RefSeq and is a predicted model, not a curated record. The transcript is spliced from 5 exons. Gene Ontology annotation, cellular component: ciliary transition zone. NCBI's taxonomy places the organism in Eukaryota, Metazoa, Chordata, Lepidosauria, Squamata, Viperidae.
AGUACGAUCUUGGAUGGUGAGGGCUGCAACUUCUUUCUGGAUCUCUGGAAGACUUGGUGACUUUUGGUGUCACUCUCUCUCUCUCUCUCUCUCUCUCUCUCUCUCUCUCUCUCUCUCUCUCCCCGGCAACGACCAGACCUAGGACAGCAGCAUGGCUGAGGUCUACCACCUAGGCUGCCACAAAAGACUCCUUCCUGAAAUGGGUGCAGAGCUCACUCAGCUGAGGGAGGUUUCACACUUGCCUGGCCUGGCUGUGGGAAGACAGAGGACGGGGCCACAUCUGGAGCAGGGACAGACCCACAACGGCCACAGAGUGCUCUCUAGUCUGCCCCUUCAGAUGCUGCUCUAUUUCAACGUCUUCUUCCUUCCUUUCUGGGGCCUGUCGGAGGCGAUUAUGCUGGAGCUGAAGUUUAGCUUGCUACCUCUCUACUACCAGUGCUUGCUGGUUGGUGCGUACCUGACAAUUGUCGGAGCGGAAUCUGCCCGCCUCUUCCUUGGAUAUGUUGGGAAUUUGCAAGAAAAGGUUCCAGAGCUGGCUGGAUUCCUCCUCCUCUCGGUUGUAAUUGAGAUGCCUGUCUUGCUGUUUGUCCUGACGGACCAUCAGGUGAUCCGGAUGCCUCUGGAAAUGGCGGUGCACGGGGUCCUCCUCUGCUUCCUUACCUCGGAGAUUGUGGCCGCUUCCUUUGCCCUCAAAGGAAUAGCCAGGCACCUGGCCAGGCAGUUCUACCUGAUGCAGUGUGAAGGGCGGCCGGGCAGAGUUCGGCACCAGGAGCUCUGUGGGGGAAACCAUCAGCCCUGAGCCUGCCCCCGUUUCAGUGCAGCAGCACUAACCAUCCACUUCCUGUAGUAUAAAUGAAGUCUAAUAUGAAUAAUUCCCUAAACUAACAUCAAGUUAACCAUGGAUAAGCAUGAUGUAGGCUUACAAUUUUUCGCAUUUUGGACCACAUUUCACACACAUAUUGAUCUUCUCAUCCUUUUCCUGUGAUAUAAUUAGCAAUUUAUGCUAUUUGUGCAAAGAGAACUGUGACAACUUUCCUGCUUGUCCUCUUAGAGCCAAUUUCUCCUGUUUAGCUACGGCCUGGUCUGAUGACCUGUGUGGAGGUUAGACUUUAGGAAGAACUAGAGAACUGGAAGCAAAGAAGGACACCAGAGUCCAGGCAUCCAGAUUAAAGAGCCACGCCUCUCCUUGAACACAACCAGGGAAGUGGAGCCUGCCAUUUAUUUAUAUUUAUUAAAUUUAUUUGCUGUUCAUCUCGCCACAAGAUGGUCACCACGAAUUUUCAUUCCUAAGAAAGCUUCUAUCUCUGCUUCCCCAACCUGGUGUCAUGAGUCUCAGUGUGGCCUCUAUGUUUGCUGAGAAAAAUACCUCUGACGCACAAAGUCUUCUUAGGAAAGAACAUGAUAAGUGCUAGGGCAGCGGUUCUCAACCUGUGGGUCGCGACCCCAUUUGGGGUCGAACUACCAUUUCAUGGGGGUCGCCAAAUAACGCAG